CCAAAUUGAUAGUUUCGUGUGUGGUGAAGUUUAUUUGUCAAAGUUUGGGUUUUGAGUAGGAAAUUGCAGGUGUAGAAUCCUGAAUCAAAUCCUCUGUCUGAUUAAAAUUAAAUCAAUGUUAAUGGGUUUUCAGUUUCAUUUCAGCCUUUUGCUUUCUGUAAUUCUGACAAUAACAACGACCUAUCAAUUAACUUUUGUUUUUAUUUGUGGUUCGCAGUUGGUUUUAGUGGCAUCUCUGAGCAUGAAGCAGCUAUUAAAACAUGCGAUAUAGUAAUCAAUGGAGGUUGCACAGACGAGGAAUGCUGCAAGCUUCGCUGCAAAAGGCGGAUACCGUACGCGGAGACCAUCGAGGUUAGCCAUAAGGUUACAAAUGGCGCUAAUCGGUGCCUCUGUCACGCGACAUAUAGAGGGAAGCCAAGUUCUUGUGCGCCAUGAGUGUCGGUGGUGGUAUAUAAACAUAGAAACCAACUGUAAUUCUUAACUUUGUACUUUGAGGAGUCGCAUGUACAUUGAGAGUCGCAUGGUUUAGAUCUGAGUUGGGGCGUAGAUAGGAGUUUAAAAUCUCACUUUCAUUUUUAACGGAAAAUUUUGGGAAAGUUUAGGAGAGAUGGUAACUUGCCAACCCAACAGCCCCUAAGAAGCAAAUUUGUUUUGUUCUGUUGCCCAAUUGAAUAAAAAAAAAAGUGUGUU
Messenger RNA from Rubroshorea leprosula, 690 nucleotides. Lineage: Eukaryota; Viridiplantae; Streptophyta; Magnoliopsida; Malvales; Dipterocarpaceae. The record is from the annotation of a GenBank genome assembly.